AUGUCGCGUCUGGUGGUAGCCCUCUUCGCUGUCUACGUGGUCUGUCAAUGCAUGACGGCGGCCCGUGAGAUCGGAAACGGUUAUGGUGAUAUGGAGAUGGCAGCUUCCCAUCAUCAUCACGAGAAAGGUGGCGGGGAGGAGCAUCAUUCCGAUCAUCAUCACAAACACGGUGACAAGGGUGACAAAGGCUACAAGUCGUCCCAUCAUCACGAGAAAGGCGAGAAGGGCCAUCACGACAAGGACGAGCACAAAGGCUUCCACGAGGAGGACGAGGGGCACAAGAAGAAUCACCAUCACGACGACGGUUACUAUUCCGAGCAUCACAAAGGCGAGAAGGGCGAGAAGGGACACAAAUUCCACGAGGAGGGGCAUUAUGGUAAAGGACACAGCACCAAGGGACACCACGAGGUGCACAAGUUAGACGAGUCCAAGAAGGACAACGAGUUCUUCGACGAACACCAUGACUCUGGACACCACGAGGACCACGGUGGCGAUCAUCAUGAGCACGGACACAAGAAGGGUGGACAUUUCAAGAAAGGUCACCACGAUCACGAUGAACACGAGGAUCAUUACGGAAAGAAGGGCCACUUCGAGAAGGGUCAUCAUCAUCACGACCACAAGGGACACAAGGGCGAGGGUGGUCACGAUGAGCAUCACAGUCAUCACUCGAAGCAUGGAAAGAAGGGAGGACACGACGAUCAUAAGUCGUGGGGAUUCAAGAAGGGACAAUAA
Messenger RNA from Dufourea novaeangliae, 732 nucleotides. RefSeq names its product histidine-rich glycoprotein-like. Lineage: Eukaryota; Metazoa; Arthropoda; Insecta; Hymenoptera; Halictidae. The transcript has a single exon. The coding region runs from base 1 to 732 and encodes 243 amino acids. The record is from RefSeq and is a predicted model, not a curated record.